Capsella rubella is the source of this 2312-nucleotide messenger RNA. Its product is annotated as translation initiation factor eIF-2B subunit epsilon. The coding region runs from base 22 to 2142 and encodes 706 amino acids. Lineage: Eukaryota; Viridiplantae; Streptophyta; Magnoliopsida; Brassicales; Brassicaceae. Gene Ontology annotation, cellular component: eukaryotic translation initiation factor 2B complex. The transcript has a single exon. The record is from RefSeq and is a predicted model, not a curated record. Gene Ontology annotation, biological process: biosynthetic process. Gene Ontology annotation, molecular function: translation initiation factor activity; translation initiation factor binding; guanyl-nucleotide exchange factor activity.
AUAGAGGAGAGAGGAGGAGACAUGGGUGCUGCUGAGAAGAAAGGCGCGGCUCGGGUUCAAAAGGAUUCAGAGGAUCUUAGUCGUCAACGGUUACAAGCCAUUGUUCUAGCGGACAGCUUCACCACUCGAUUCCGUCCAUUAACCCUAGAACGCCCAAAGGUACUGUUACCGCUUGUGAACAUCCCGAUGAUUGAUUACACCUUAGCAUGGCUAGAAUCAGCUGGUAUAGAGGAAAUCUUCGUCUUCUGUUGUGCUCACUCGAUGCAAUUGAUCGAUUACCUUAAGAAAUCUCAAUGGUGCUCGUUGGUGAGAACGAUUGUGUCGCACAAAUCCACCAGUGUUGGAGAUGCUCUGCGUUACAUUUAUGAACAACAGCAUACAGAGACGUCUCAGAUUCAGGGUGAUUUUGUUCUUGUUAGUGGUGAUACUGUGAGUAAUAUGCCCCUCGCUGAGUUGAUUCAGCAACAUAGGGAUAGGAAGAAGAGAGAUGAGAAAGCUAUCAUGACUAUGGUUAUUAAGAAGCAGUCUAGGCUAGGGAUAGGAUCGGAUCAACUCUUUGUUGCGGUGGAUCCUGUGACGAAACAGCUUCUUUAUUACAACGAGGGAGAUAACAACGGGGAGGUUUGCUUAGAUAAGUCAUUGUUGGAUACCGGUGUUUUAGUUUGCAAUGAUAUGCUGGAUUGCUACAUUGACAUUUGUUCUUCUGAGGUGCUUAGUCUCUUUGAGGAUAACUUUGAUUAUCAGCAUCUUCGCCGUCAUUUUGUUAAUGGUUUGCUUGUUGAUGAUAUUAUGGGUUACAAGAUUUUCACUCAUGAGAUUCAGUCGAGUUUUUAUGCUGCAAGGGUUGAAAAUUUACGGAGCUAUGACAUGGUUAGCAAGGAUAUUAUUCAGAGGUGGACAUACCCCUACGUACCUGAUAUAAACUUCAGCGGGAAUCACCCUCUAAAGCUCGGUAGACGAGGGAUAUACCGGGUUUCUGAUGCUGUUCAAUCACGUUCUGCUGAUAUUGGAGCUUCCACUGUCAUUGGAUAUGGCACAAAAAUUGGUAAUGGGAGUAAAAUCUGUAAAUCUGUUAUUGGGAAUGGAUGUUCUAUUGGAUCCAAUGUGGUGAUACAAGGCUCAUACAUAUGGAACAAUGUUACUAUUGAAUAUGGGUGUGAGAUAAGGAAUGCCAUUGUCUGUGAUGGGGUGAAAAUCAGAGCAGGAGCUGUUCUGCAGCCUGGUGUUGUUUUGUCUUUCAAUGUUGUAGUUGGGCAGGACUUCGUUGUACCUGCAUACUCUAAGGUUUCCCUACUACAACAGCCAACUAAAGAAGACAGCGAUGAAGAAUCAGAAUAUGCUGACAUUAGCAAUGGGACGACACAUCUUUUGUCAGGUGUAAAUAAUUUGCAAAUGGAGUCCAAAACAUCUGAACUUGAUCCUGAUGGAGCAGGUUACAUAUGGAAAGUAUGUGACAGCGUUCAUGAUGCGGAGUGGAAGCAUUCCAUUGUACCAAUCCCCAUGGAGAAACUUGCUGAUAUGGCUCAGGCCAUGGACGGUGAUGGCAUAGAGGAUGGAAGUGUUGUCCCACCUUCUGGAGAGUUAAAAUCUGAUACUGAUAGCAUAAACACUGAUGCAAAUGAUCCUAAUGAUGAUGACUAUGGCUACUUCGAGAGAGAGGUUAGGGAAACCUUCUUAAGGGCCAUUGAAGAGGAUAACAAUGUGGACCAUAUAACUCCCUUGAUUAACUCACUCCGAUUUUCAUACGACAUGGCGUCUGCAGAUUGUGCUGGAGCAAUAUUCUACUCUAUGAUGAGACUGGCUAUGGAUACUCAACAUAACUCUACUAGUGAACUGUACAGAAACGCAACUAGUAUAAUCACCAAAUGCAAGGGGGUUCUUGGGUUCUAUGUAAAGCAAAUUGAUGAACAGAUAGAGGUGAUAAUGAAAUUCGAAGAGAUGUGUCAGGAAUCAGCAGCGUUGAGCCCUUUGUUUGUUCAGAUUGUGCAUUUUCUUUAUGACAAAGACGUGGUGCAAGAAGAUGCGAUCUUGAGAUGGGGGGAAGAGAAAGCAGGCGCAGACGAAUCUGACAAAGUCUAUCUCAAUCAAUGUGAGGCAUUCAUACAGUGGCUCAAGGAAGCAUCUGAGGAAGAAGAUAGCUGAAUUGGUUCACAUUUGUUUUCAAUGGGUUGCAAUGUUGUUAUUUCAUUAAUACAGCCUAUUUUUUAAGUUGAUAAGUUACAUUCUUAAGAGAUACUUUAUAUUAUUUACAUUAACUAAUAAUUUUUUUAGAACAAUUAAACGGAUAGUUUAGCGAGAUCUAUCUUCAUUUA